Molecule: messenger RNA, 882 nt
Organism: Rangifer tarandus platyrhynchus (Svalbard reindeer)
Lineage: Eukaryota; Metazoa; Chordata; Mammalia; Artiodactyla; Cervidae
Source: the annotation of a GenBank genome assembly
AUGUUUAUUGCUUUGUGGGAGUUCUUCUAUGGGCACUUUUUUCGAUUUUGGAUGAAAUGGCUCUUACGACAGAUGACUGGAAAAUGUGAAUUGCAGCGAAUUUUUGAUACCUAUGUAGGUGCACAAAGGACGCACAGGAUAGAAAAUUCCUUGACAUACUCCAAGAAUAAGGUUUUACAGAGAGCUCCACUUGUUGUUCAGAGUGAAGUGGACAGAUGUGUAGAAGAUAUAAUGAAGGAAAAGAAGAUUAACCCUGAGAAGGAUGACAGUUUUAAAAUCAGCAUGAAGGCAUGCUUAUUACAGAUAUCCGGUUAUAAACAGCUCUAUUUGGAUGUAGAAAGUGUGAGAAAAAAGCCGUAUGAUUCUGAUAACCUGCAACACGAAAAGCUGCUUAUCAAGCUCUGGAAUCUUCUCAUGCCCACGAAAAAGUUGAAGGCUAGAAUCUCCAAGCAGUGGGCUGACAUUGGUUUCCAGGGUGAUGAUCCCAAAACAGACUUCAGAGGCAUGGGCAUACUUGGAUUAAUCAAUCUUGUAUAUUUCAGUGAAAAUUACACCAGUGAAGCUCAUCAGAUUCUUUCCCGUUCAAAUCAUCCAAAAUUAGGGUAUUCUUAUGCAAUAGUUGGAAUCAAUCUUACAGAGAUGGCUUAUAGCUUACUGAAGAGUGAAGCUUUGAAGUUUCACCUCUACAACUUUGUUCCUGGUAUACCAACAAUGGAACACUUUCACCAGUUUUAUUGUUAUCUUGUGUAUGAAUUUGACAAGUUUUGGUUCGAGGAAAAGCCAGAAAGCAUUAUGUAUUUCAACGUGUACAGAGAGAAGUUUCAUGAAAAGAUUAAAGGACUCUUACUGGAUUGUAAUGUGUCACUUACUUUAAAAAUAUGA